This is a messenger RNA of Chroicocephalus ridibundus (black-headed gull), 1497 nucleotides long. Its product is annotated as zona pellucida sperm-binding protein 3-like. Lineage: Eukaryota; Metazoa; Chordata; Aves; Charadriiformes; Laridae. The record is from RefSeq and is a predicted model, not a curated record. The transcript has 10 exons. Bases 1 to 1497 code for a protein of 498 amino acids.
AUGGGUUUUGGAGGCAGCUUGGGGUUGGUGGCGGUGUUGUUGUGCUGGGCGCUGGCUGAAGCGGCGUCUUACAGCCCUUGGAGCUUCCCUCUGAGGGGGGACUCGUCUUGGAGCCGUCCCCGUGUGCCUUCCUUCUCCCGGCCCUCUCCCUGGGCAUGGGUGGAUGUCUCCCAGCUCCAGGCUGCAGCCCCGCGGCACCCUGUGGCUGUUCAGUGCCAGGAGGCGCAGGUGGUGGUCACGGUGCACAGGGACCUCUUUGGCACGGGACACCUGGUCAAGGCUGCGGACCUGACCCUGGGCUCAGCUGCCUGCUUGCCUGUGGCCCAGGGUGCUGGUGCUGAGAGCACGGUGACCUUUGUGGCUGGGCUGCACGAGUGUGGCAGCACCCUGCAGAUGACCCCAGACUCCUUGAUCUACAAGACAAGUCUGUCCUACAAACCUAGUCCUCCUGGCAAUGUGGUCAUUGUAAGGACCAACCCGGCUGUGGUUCCUAUUGAGUGUCACUAUCCCAGGAAGAGCAAUGUGAGCGGCAAUGCUGUCCAGCCCACGUGGGCUCCCUUCCGCUCCACCGUGUCGGCCGAGGAGAGGCUGACGUUCUCCCUACGCCUCAUGACCGAUGACUGGAGCACUGAGAGACUCUCCAAUGGCUUCCAGCUGGGGGAAAGCCUGCACCUCCAGGCUGAUGUUGCCUCUGGGGGCCACGUACCCCUGAGGCUCUUUGUGGAUGACUGUGUGGCUACCCUGAGUCCCCACAGGAACUCCUCUCCCCGAUAUGCCUUGAUUGAGCUCAGCGGGUGCUUGGUGGAUGGGAGAUCAGAGGACACCACCUCAGCCUUCAUCUCUCCAAGGCUGAGGCAGGACAUGCUGCAGUUCACAGUUGAUGCCUUCAAGUUUGCAGGAGAUGACAGGAACUUGAUCUAUAUCACCUGCCACCUGAAGGUCUCCCCAGCUGACCAAGCCCCAGAUCCACUGAACAAGGCCUGUUCCUUCAACAAAGCCAGCAGCCUGUGGGCUCCAGUGGAGGGUACUGGAGACAUCUGCAGCUGCUGUGAGACGGGCAGCUGUCCACUGUAUGGGGGAUCCUCCCGGAGAAUUAACCCUCCAUCCAGAUGGCUAGGGAGGCGCCUGAAGAGAGGCAUCCCUUCCAGUCGAGGUGGGUCCUCCAGGGCAGCGGAGGCUGAAGUCUCGCUUGGGCCGCUAGUAAUCCUUGAUCCAGCUCAGGGACUGUGGAGUUCCUCGGGAGGUCUUGCACCAGCAGGGAAGACCUCACAUGGUGUUGCUGAAGGAGUUCCUGUGCUGGUCCAAGUUGUUGUGCUCACAGCAGCCACUGUGCUGAGCUUAACUGCUCUUGGAUUGUUUCUUGUGUCCAGGAAAUUAUCCCAAGAGAAGUCAAAGACCCGAUGCUUGCAACAGAAAAGGCAAAAAGCCUUUUCUGAGUGGAGGAAACUGCUCCUGGCCCUGGAUAAAGAGCAGAAAGGGGCAAAGUGGCAUGGUUGA